Suillus bovinus is the source of this 778-nucleotide messenger RNA. RefSeq lists its product as uncharacterized. The transcript has 2 exons. NCBI's taxonomy places the organism in Eukaryota, Fungi, Basidiomycota, Agaricomycetes, Boletales, Suillaceae. The coding region runs from base 396 to 662 and encodes 88 amino acids. The record is from RefSeq and is a predicted model, not a curated record.
AUCGCUGCGACUCUGUGCCCAACCUAGUCAGUUCAUCAACUUGUUCCUGAGUAGGGCGGUGAAAAAUAAUUGACCAGUAAGGGUGCGCUGACUUGCAAUUGGUGAAUAGUUUUUCAAUCGUAAUUUGGUUUUUAUAUCGGUGACGUUUCAUUCGCAAGCAUCCGAGUCCGCCGGAGCGUUGGAAGAACUCCAACCGGUCUGGCAAAACGAUUCAAGCACACGAAAGUGUUUGUCUAUAACCUGAUCCUACCUAUGAUGCGGUCCAGAAAACACCAUCAAUGACCGACAGGUCUGGCAAAAUGAUUCGAGCACAUGAGAGAGUUUGGUUGUACCAAACACUGAUCAUGUAUUAAAGCCAACCUGCGCAGCCCAGAAAACACCAUCAACAUUCCACUAUGAAAUUGACUUCACUUGCCACUAUUGUCCUGUCUGCAGCAGUGAUGACCAUCGCAUCUGAAUCAGAUCCAUCGCCCCUGCACAAACACUGCGCCCCCGCUAAUACAAUGCAGUGCAAAAAGGACCUGAAUGGUUUCAAUAGUUUCAACGAUUACGCUAUUUGGUGUGGACCAGAAUCUCAAGUUGAUGAAUACGCGGAGUGUCCCUGCCAAGGUUGCUGUCGAGUAGCUGACGAUGGAAAGAGCACGAACUGCAAGGGCAACUAAUACCAUAGCUAGAAAAUCUAUAAUCUUACGGGAAGUGAGAUCUUGCGUAUUGUGUACUUCAUGUCAAAUUAUUCAAGUUCCUCUUCAAUCCAAGUUUCCUCGCGAAGACAGCCAAC